Messenger RNA from Egretta garzetta (little egret), 678 nucleotides. RefSeq names its product transcription factor MafA. Lineage: Eukaryota; Metazoa; Chordata; Aves; Pelecaniformes; Ardeidae. Gene Ontology annotation, biological process: retinal rod cell development; regulation of transcription by RNA polymerase II. Gene Ontology annotation, molecular function: RNA polymerase II cis-regulatory region sequence-specific DNA binding; DNA-binding transcription factor activity, RNA polymerase II-specific. The transcript has a single exon. Gene Ontology annotation, cellular component: nucleus. The annotation marks the transcript as partial. The record is from RefSeq and is a predicted model, not a curated record.
UCCUCCCCCAGUUUCUGCGCUCCCAGUCCCGGGGGGCAACCGGCCCCCGGACCCCCAACAACCACCGCCGCCUCCCUGGGCUCCAAACCGCAGCUGGAGGAGCUGUACUGGAUGUCGGGUUACCAGCAUCACCUCAACCCCGAAGCUCUCAACCUGACGCCGGAGGACGCGGUGGAAGCCUUGAUCGGUGCUCCUCACCAUCAUCACCAUCACCAUCAAGGUUACGAGCCUUUCCGUCCUCAGCCUUUCGGUGGCGAGGAGCUCCCGCCCGUCUCCCAUCACCAUCCCGCUCAUCACCAUCACCAUCAUCACCACCUGCGUUUGGAGGACCGCUUCUCCGAUGACCAGUUGGUGAGUAUGUCGGUACGGGAGCUCAACCGGCAGCUGCGAGGCUUCAGCAAGGAGGAGGUGAUCCGCCUCAAGCAGAAGAGGAGGACCUUGAAGAACCGAGGCUACGCUCAGUCUUGCCGGUACAAGCGGGUCCAGCAACGACACAUCUUGGAGAACGAGAAAUGUCAACUCCAAAGCCAAGUGGAGCAACUCAAGCAGGAGGUGACCCGCUUGGCCAAGGAAAGGGAUCUGUACAAAGAAAAAUACGAAAAGUUAGCCGGCCGGGGUUUCCCGAGGGAGCCCUCCCCAUCUGCCGCCCCCAAACCCACCGCCGACUUCUUCAUGUGA